Puntigrus tetrazona (Sumatra barb) is the source of this 1856-nucleotide messenger RNA. Its product is annotated as TOM1-like protein 2. NCBI's taxonomy places the organism in Eukaryota, Metazoa, Chordata, Actinopteri, Cypriniformes, Cyprinidae. Gene Ontology annotation, molecular function: clathrin binding; phosphatidylinositol binding; ubiquitin binding. The coding region runs from base 84 to 1856 and encodes 590 amino acids. The transcript is spliced from 14 exons. Gene Ontology annotation, biological process: signal transduction. Gene Ontology annotation, cellular component: endosome; membrane. The record is from RefSeq and is a predicted model, not a curated record.
GCCAAUCACAGAGCGCUCUGGGCGGGGCUUACGCGCGCCGUCCGCCAGCCUCUCCGUGUCGGCGGAUUGUUGUUGUCAUCAAGAUGGAGUUCUUGUUGGGGAAUCCGUACAGCACUCCCGUUGGCCAGUGCAUCGAGAAAGCCACAGAUGGCUCCCUGCAGAAUGAAGACUGGACGCUCAACAUGGAGAUCUGUGACAUCAUCAAUGAGACCGAGGAAGGGCCUAAAGAUGCCAUGCGUGCGGUGAAAAAGAGGCUCAACGGCAACAGGAACUUCCGUGAAGUGAUGCUGGCUCUUACCGUUCUGGAGACUUGCGUGAAAAACUGCGGCCACCGUUUUCACGUCCACGUCGCCAAUAGAGAUUUCAUCGAAGGCAUCUUGGUGAAGAUCAUCACUCCGAAGACCAACCCUCCGGCUAUAGUACAGGACAAAGUGCUGUCACUGAUUCAGGCUUGGGCAGAUGCCUUCAGGAGCAGCCCGGACCUCACUGGAGUCGUGCACAUUUACGAGGAGCUGAAGAGGAAAGGAAUUGAGUUCCCGAUGGCAGACCUGGAUGCUUUGUCGCCCAUCCACACGCCUACAGCGGGUCAGAAACCGCACAGCUUCCGCCCACACCAGGGUGUCCCAGAGGUAGAUCCAGGCACGCACAAGUACAGAGCGUCUGCUCAGCCAAACGCGGCGUCUCAGACGGGCCCUACACCUGCAGCUGCCGCCACAGCUGACUUCAACCCCGCCCAGAUCCCACCCGUAUCAGGACCCAUCACAGCAAACCCAGAGCAGAUCGCAAGGCUGAGAAGUGAGCUGGACGUUGUGCGUGGGAAUAUUAAAGUGAUGUCGGAGAUGCUGACAGAGAUGGUGCCGGGCCAAGAAGACGCCUCUGACCUCGAGCUACUCCAGGAGCUGAACAGGACGUGUCGAGCCAUGCAGCACAGAGUAGUGGAGCUCAUCUCCCGCGUGUCUAAUGAAGAGGUCACCGAAGAGCUGCUGCACGUCAACGAUGAUUUAAACAACAUCUUCCUGCGUUACGAGAGGUAUGAGAGAUACAGAGUAGGCAGAGCAGCACAAAACAACGGGGUCCUGAAUGAGGCUUCAGAGGAGGAUAAUCUAAUAGAUCUGGGUCCUGCUUCUCCAGCAGUGGUCACUCCUCGAGCCCGCUCCCCUGCUCCUGCUGCAGCGUCUCUCUCCACGCAGCUUGCUGGACUCGGUGAGGGCCUCCACAGCGUCAGCGGCACUCUCAGCUCUCUGAGCGCUCACAACCCUCAGGACGACUUUGACAUGUUCGCCCACACCAGGUCCAGCUCUCUGGCGACCAGCGCAAAAAGUGACGUUAAAUAUGAAGAACCUCAGGCUCUGGUGGGCCUGGCAUCCGCUUUGGACAUCAGACAGCAAAAUGCCACUGGGGUGAGUUUCUUACAGCAUGGUUCUUCUGAAGAUGGAGGUCUAUAUGUGUUUGUGGUGGGUGCUUUGUUCUUCUUCUUCUUCUUCUUCUUCACAUCUGUAAGGUGUUUUCUGUUGUUGAUUUGCUUGAAUGUAAAAGGUCCUAACGCUGAGUUGGAGCCCAUAGACAGCUGGCUCAUUACCCAAGGAAUGGUGAGGGAUUUCACCCAGAACCACUGCUCCCCACGUGUCCACCCGUCCGUCCACUCAGCCCUGGCCUGCGCUCUCCAUCCCUCGCCUCCCACCACCACUUCAAAACAUACCCACAGUAAAGGGGAGAGGCGCUCCAGUGAUCCUGAUCUGAUCACGCUCGGAGGAGAUCAGCCAAAACACGAAAAAUCUGGUUUUAUUUACCCGUCCUCACGUCGUUCCAAAGUUCUGUGCCGCUGCUUUUCCAAGAAAGCGUCUCUUUUCUCGUGA